UUGCUCUUUCUUCCUCUCUCUCAGCCUGACAAUCUUGCACAAAAGCUCCCAAAUCUAAUAGAACUGUAUUUGCACUCAAACAACAUAGUCAUUAUUCCUGAAGCUAUUGGAGACCUUGCCAGACUGCAGUCACUGGACCUGAGCAAUAACGCCCUCCAGUUCCUCUGUCCAGAGAUUGGCAGACUAAGGUCUCUCCGACACCUGAGGCUGUCCAAUAAUCAGCUGAAAUGCCUUCCUCAAGAGAUUGGUGAUCUGCAGGACCUGGAGACUGUGGACGUGUCCAGGAACCAGCUGUGUUCUCUGCCACAUCGCCUGCACCGCUGUACGUCUCUGCAGAAUCUGACAGCUGACCACAACCUUUUGAGCCACGUUCCCCGGCAGCUCUGCUGGCUGCACCGCCUCAACCAGCUCUCGAUGGCUGCUAACCGCCUGACCUCUCUACCGCUCGAUCUGGGCAGAUCACGAGAGCUGCAGUUUGUGUUUGUGGACAACAAUGUGGAGCUAAAAGGCCUUCCCUCCUACUUGUAUAACAAAGUCAUCGGCUGCAGCGGGUGCGGUGUGUCAGCCCAGGUGUUAGAGGGUGACCUGGGCGAGGCGCUGGUUGGGCUUGGACUUCCAGCUGAAGUGAAGGUGGUGGGCUCAGAGACAGAUAACGUUGUUCCCCUCGAGGAGAUUGCCAUGAGAACCCUACAUCGCAUCUACAAGCAUCGCCCAACCGACCUGAACUUGCUGCCUCCCAUCACCCUCCCAAAGAGCCUGCUGGACCUGUUGCAGUUCCCUCUGGGACACUGCCACCGCUGCAGUCAAACCAUGUUCACCAUCAUCUACCCCAAAGUCUUUCCCCUCCGGGACACCGCGCUGGCAGGAGUGCACCGCAGGACCACUGUGAGUUUUGUGGCCUAUUGCUGCUCUAGCCGCUGCCUCCGGACCUUUGAUCUCCAAGGAUGACGUCAUUUCCUUGGCCCUGUACACAUUGGCUGAGGAGCUGUGUAGUGGCUUCCUGAAGGUGGCACAUGACAGCUUGUAAUAUGUGUGGAUCUUGAGGAUCUGGGAGCUCUGUGCCUAAUUGACAAUGCAACAGAGAAGCAGCCUGUGUGGAUGUUUGGUGGGUCAGAUGAUGGACACACAUGGCAAGCAACAUUUUAACACACUUGUCAAAGACUCAAACCAACAUGAUGUUCCUGAAUCCAACCAACUGGGAGGGUUUUAUUCAUGUGUUGGUGUUGGGGUCCAAUAAUAACUAACACUAUAAGAUCUUAAGUAACUAUUCAUAACUGGGCCCUUUUUAAGAACAAGCACUAUUUGAUUUUUGUGAAAUCAGCUAUUUUUCACACACGUUGAGUGUAUUACAGCAGACAUCCCAUUGAUUGUGGAGUCAUAUUUGAGGUAUUAACAUUUGUAGGACAGUUUGUUUAACUGCUUACCAAAGAAUAUUCGAAGGGUUAUAAUUUAAAGUUAAAGAGUGUGCAUCUAUUUGAAUAUGUGCCAUUUUCUGUAGCAAGUACAGUGACCUGUUAGAGAUUUAUUAUGGAGUAAUGUAUGGAAUCUAGAUAUGGUCAGUAAAAUGAGCCAAGGAUUCAGCUCACAUAUUUGUUAAAAAGGUAAAAGGAUUUGGUCAGUUUGCAAUGUCAGUCAUAUUGGACAGGUAUCCAUUUUGAAAAUUGGACUGAUUUUAGAACAAGUUAAGAUUUUUCUGUAUGUUGGAAACUAAUGUUUUUAUCUUUACAUAAACUUGAAUGCAUCUACAAUUUACAUGCACCCAAAAUGCCCAAAUUGUUGCAACAGGUUUAAAGUCUGCAGGUCCAUUCAGUUUGGGGUCAAAUAUUUGUGUCAUCAUUUUUAGCAAAUAAGGUUAC
Etheostoma cragini (Arkansas darter) is the source of this 1856-nucleotide messenger RNA. It is a transcript of the gene lrrc28, whose product is annotated as leucine rich repeat containing 28. The annotation marks the transcript as partial. The transcript has 8 exons. Lineage: Eukaryota; Metazoa; Chordata; Actinopteri; Perciformes; Percidae. Gene Ontology annotation, molecular function: protein binding. The record is from RefSeq and is a predicted model, not a curated record.